This is a messenger RNA of Colletotrichum destructivum, 3643 nucleotides long. Its product is annotated as Putative P-loop containing nucleoside triphosphate hydrolase, NACHT-NTPase and P-loop NTPase. Lineage: Eukaryota; Fungi; Ascomycota; Sordariomycetes; Glomerellales; Glomerellaceae. Gene Ontology annotation, molecular function: protein binding. Bases 158 to 3643 code for a protein of 1161 amino acids. The transcript has 6 exons. The record is from RefSeq and is a predicted model, not a curated record.
UUGGCAUUAAAUCUCGCCCUGCCCAUGCUCCAAGGGUCUUUCUUUCCUGCCUGCCGACACGCUGCCCACAAUCUUGCCUCAUUAUUUUGGCAUUUGGCAACGUUUAGCUCCUUCGCUAGAUUGAAUAUAACCAACUGCUUUACGCCUGCGUCCCGGCAUGGUGUCGGGAAUCGAGAUCGCCGGCCUUAUCAGUGCCAUCAUAACUAUUGUCGACACGGCGAUUGAUUUUUACGACGCAAUCAAGGACCUCAAUGGCUUGCCAGAAGCUUUCAAGCAGGUUCACGCUCGACUACCCCUGGUCAGAGAGAUCUUGCUAGACGCAAAAGGUCUUGCGAAGAAUGCCGACGAGAACGAGGCCAGUGCGUUGAAAUCAGUUUUGGAAAACUGCCAAGAGAAAGCUGAAGAGCUCAAAAAGAUAUUCUUGCAUGUAUUGCAAGACAAGUCGGAAGAUGGAGCGUUUGUGGUCUCUGUCUACAGGGCGUUCGUCAUGCGCAACAAAAGGUCUCGGGUCGAGACUCUGAUGCAGAGUAUACUGGAAGACUUCCAGAUUCUCUCCACAUACGCAGUCUUUGAGGCUGCAAAGAAGAAAGAGGAUGACAUUGAGAAAGCCCGACAGGAGAUGACAAAAGUACCACCGUCAAUUGAUGAUUCCGAUCUUGAAGACAAGUCUGGAUCAACGUGGAACCAGAACGCUGGCAGAGAUAUGUAUGUCCUUUCAGGAUCAGGCAGACUGUAUCAUGGGGGCUCAAGCUCUUAUGAGGGACAGCAUAUGUAUUUCGGUACUGCGACCCCCCAGGGAACCCAUCCGUCACCGAAUUCUUUUGGGUCUUGUGUCAUAAAAUUGCUUGAGCCUGUUUGCACCAGCUACGUUGCGAAGCACAACAGCUUGGUAAGCCAAAGAACAGAUGGCACUGGUGACUGGCUGCUGCAACAAAAAUCAUUCAAAAAGUGGAUUGAUGGAAGUUGCAAACUGCUUUGGUGUCAUGGGCAUUUGGGCACAGGGAAGAGUAUUCUAGUGAUUGAUACUCCUACGGCUUGCAUCUACGUCUAUUUCGACUACGAGGCUGCGUCGCAGCCUACAGUUGCUGACCUGCUUGCCAGUCUCCUGUUUCAACUUUUAAAGAAGCAAAAAAGUGAGCACAUCGCCAAUCAGAUCGAAAAUGAGUUCAGCGAUUGGAAAACAAAUGGCGUCCCUCGAAACUCCGAUAGAUUUCUUACGAUGAUCAAAGCCAUGGCUGAAAAAUACUCCAAAGUGUACCUUGUUGUCGAUGCACUGGACGAAUGCCACGAACAUCCUUCGAAUACUAGACAAGACUUCCUGCAAGCAAUUGUACAACUUCGCAGUGUUAAUUUGCUGGUAACGUCCCGAACCCAUAUGGGCUUGAAGCAACUGCUCAAGAACCCAACGGAAAUCAGCAUCCAAGCCCAAGAAGCAGACCUGAGAAUGUUUGUUGUCAGUCGUUUCAGAGGCGGUGAAAAAAUCAACAGAUUCAUGAUAGAGGCUGAGAAAACGAGCCCAGGAUUUCAAAGUCUCGCUGUGGAGACGAUAAUCAAAAGAGCUCAGAAAAUAUUUCUACUUGCGAAAUCAGAUAUGGACUGUCUUGCAGCAUGUCCAACUGCAGGGCUUCUCCGCGAGGCACUGGCGAAGCUCCCGGAUAUCACCACAACCUACGACAAGGCCCUGCAAAGAAUCCAGAGGCAAAGUCCUUCCCAACAACAAUUGGCAAAACACGGUCUUUCCUGCUUGCUGUUUUCAGUCAGUCCCUUGACCGUACAAGCGGUUUGUCAUGCUUUCGCCGCGAGGGAUCGCAGAACAUACCUAGACAACGACUACAUUCCGGAAGAAGAUGAAUUGAUCUCAGCAUGCGCUGGAAUCGCUGUCGUCGAACAAACCAGCAAGCUUCUUCGGCCGAUGCAUGAGACCGUCAAGAGCUACCUCAUGAAAAGCCCAGAGGAAAUUCCAGGCGAGAAUUACAUUGCUACUGUUUGCCUCAACUAUCUCUCGUACGACGCAUUCCCUGAGACUGUAAAGUCUAAAUCAGAACUGGAGCAGCGAAUCAACUACUAUGCCUUUAUGAAAUACGCAUCAAACCAUUGGGUUCAUCAUUUCCGACACACAGGCGAGAAUGAACGACUCAAAAGCCUGGCAAUGAACUUUCUUCGCAACUCCGCCAAAGUAACCAGCUCGUUUCAAGUCACAACUGGAUUUUCGAAUAUCCCGCACACCGUGAAGGGAGUCACAGGUCUACAUGCCGCCGUGUAUUAUGAUCUCCGAGACAUAGCUAAAAGUCUUCUCCUGGACUGGCCCGAUAUCAACGCAGCCUGCAGCGAAGGGCAAACAGCUCUCCACUGGUCUGCCAAGUACGGACGUGACUAUCUGGUGGACAUGUUGCUUGAGGCAGGAGCAGAUCCCGAAUGCAAAGACUUGGAGGAGAAUACACCGCUACACCUUGCAGUGAUGAGCGAGCAUAUUUGUGCGACAGAAUUCCUAGUCAAGAAAGGUGCAAGGCUUGACGUCUGGAACAAGAGAUGGACUCCCUUUCGAUGGGCCUUGAAAAACGGUCUCCGGAAAGAAGCCCUUCUUCUCGCAAGGAAUGGAGCAGAUGUGAACGUUUUGGGUGAUGACGGAUGGUCAACUCUGCGGUUCGCAAUUAGCUAUGCCGACUUGGACGUCGUGGAAUUGCUCAUUCAGCACGGUGAAAACAUCAACAGAGAAUGCAAGAGUGGUUGGACUCCUGUGGGAGAAGCAGCAAUGUACGGCAAGGUCGAUUUGCUUCGUUUUUUGCUCAAGAGAAGAGCCCAGGCUGAUACCCCAGACCGCUAUGGGUGUACUCCGCUCAGACAUGCAGUCAGGUACAACCAUACGGCUGCUGUGGGAUUGCUUAUCGAGCACGGUGCCGACAAAGAUGUCCCCUGCGAGGACGGAUUGACGCCCCUAAUGCAAGCUGUCCUAAGUGGUUUCGAGCGACUAGUAUGGCUUCUUUUGGAGUAUGGUGCUAGGACUGACAUUGUGGACAAGAAAGGAUGGACAGCUCUACAUCACGCCUUGAGCAAACGUGCUUCUUCGUCUGGAUGGCUCUUGCUGGAAGCGAUGAAAAACCCUGACGUGGUAGACCGUGAUGGAAUGACACCACUACAUGUGGCGGCAGGACAUUGCGACGCGCCCACGGUAUGGCUGCUGCUUGAAAAGGGGUUGCAAAUGGACAAGCGAGACAACGAAGGAUGUACUCCGCUUCACAUUGCAGUAUGCCGGGACGACAGCACCAUUUUCGAGCUACUCAUGGAGCGGGGAGCAAAUGCCAACAUACAGGAUAACAACGGUUUGACAGCUUUGCACCACGCCGCCAAGCAAGGGAAAACCGCCGUCAUCGCCCAUGUCGUCAAAACCAUCCGGGCUUAUGGGCUGGAUCGUCAGCAGCGCUUGUCGAACACUCUUGACGUGAAUCGACCAGAUUUUCAGGGUCUCACCGUUUUACACCAUGCGGUUCGGAAAAAUCAACUUAACGUACUGCUUGAAUUAGUCAAAAUCGGCCCGUCUCUUCAACUCAACACGUACGAUGAUAAGGGAGUGUCACCUCUGUCCCAUGCAAUUCUCCAUAAUUAUCUUGAAGUGGUAAGCAUCUUGAUAAGGGCAGGGGCGUAG